This is a messenger RNA of Humulus lupulus (European hop), 1022 nucleotides long. Its product is annotated as pentatricopeptide repeat-containing protein At2g18940, chloroplastic-like. Lineage: Eukaryota; Viridiplantae; Streptophyta; Magnoliopsida; Rosales; Cannabaceae. The record is from RefSeq and is a predicted model, not a curated record. The transcript is spliced from 2 exons. Bases 136 to 615 code for a protein of 159 amino acids.
CUAUCCAAAAUUCGAUCUUGAAUCAACACCAAUCAUCUCUAUCUCACUGUCAUCAAAAUGCAAACUUUCUUUCAUUCUCACAUUUUCCACUUCUCACUCUUCCCAUAACCAAAGCUUUGAACACUAUCAUCAUCAAUGGAGGGUUCCCUCUUCCCCUCAAGACCUGUAUAUCCCACCCCUUCAAAUAAACCAACCCAACCAAACUUCCCGCCAUGGAAGCUCAAUCCAACAACAGCCCAACCUCCACCUCCACCACCUCCUCCUACUCAAUCCCCAUCUCCAUCCUCAUUCCCCAUUGAUUCUCUCCUCCAACACCUUCUACACCUUUCUUCGUCUCCAAAAACUCCUCACACUGUUAAACCUGUGAAGCCACAUCAUUUCAGCAAUGCCCAUUUGCGUUCUCUUAAACUUUCGGUUGAUUCUACUCAGAAACAGCUUGAAAAUGGCGGUUACGAAAAACCCACAUCGGUUUUGGUCUCUCAGCUGGAGGAGGACGAAGAAGAAGGUCGUUUGGAAACUGGGUUCCUUGAGUUUCUCACAACAAAGGGAUUGCUUGAGGAAGUACUAGCUUUAUUGUUUGUGGGCAUUCUUGCUUGGGCAUAUCAAGCAAUCUGACCUCGUCCCAAGAUAGUGCCAAGCAUAAACUUGUCUUUGUCCCUGGAUUUGAUUGUUGCAAGCAUGACACAUUAGCCAAAUACCUGUCUUUGGUACUUGUCUUCAUCUCUCUUUUAUUCUAUACCUAUGUUCAAUCUUUUUUGAAUAUCUGAAGAGUUCAUUUUCGUGUGUCUGAUGGAGUAAUGGUGAUUAAGAGAAAUCUUGUUUCCGAUAAGAGUUUUCGUCCUUUUAGAUCAGAACUUUACAUUUGAGGGUGAAGAUUGAAUAAGCCUUUGGUGGCUCUGAGUUGUGUUUUGUUGGAUUAAUCAGUAUGUUUGAUACUUUUGAUUUAGAUUGAAUAUAAAUGUGUUUUUCUGUAUUGUUAAAUAUGAUUUUAAGAAAGAAAUGUAAUUUUGUAUUGUUAAAUA